Messenger RNA from Phlebotomus argentipes, 3893 nucleotides. Its product is annotated as homeotic protein ultrabithorax-like. The record is from RefSeq and is a predicted model, not a curated record. The transcript has 3 exons. Gene Ontology annotation, molecular function: DNA-binding transcription factor activity, RNA polymerase II-specific; RNA polymerase II cis-regulatory region sequence-specific DNA binding. NCBI's taxonomy places the organism in Eukaryota, Metazoa, Arthropoda, Insecta, Diptera, Psychodidae. The coding region runs from base 1 to 918 and encodes 305 amino acids. Gene Ontology annotation, biological process: negative regulation of transcription by RNA polymerase II; anterior/posterior pattern specification. Gene Ontology annotation, cellular component: nucleus.
AUGAAUUCGUAUUUCGAGCAGUCCGGCUUCUACGGACAUCCCCAUCAAACCACCGGCAUGGGCAUGACCACGGCCGCUCACCACGACCAGAGCGCCACGGCGGCGUACCGGGGCUUCCCGCUCUCGCUGGGCAUGUCGCCCUACGCCAACCACCACCUGCACCAGUCGCGCUCGCAGGAGUCGCCCUACGACGCCUCCAUCUCGGCGGCCUGCAGCAAGAUCUACGACGGCGCCUACAACAAGGACUGUGCCAAAUCCGCCGCCACAGGUGCCGGCAGCGGCGGCAGCGCCGAGACCAACGGCUACAAGGACGUGUGGAACACAUCCUCGAGCGGCAGCACCGGCCAGAACGCCUCCGUGCCCGUGCGCCCGUCCGCCUGCACCCCGGACUCGCGGGUCGGCGGCUACCUGGACGCGGCCGGCGGCAGUCCCGCCAGCCGCGGCGGCUCCGGCGGCGUCUCGGGCAGUGCCUGGAACGCCAACUGCUCCAUCACGGGCGCCAGCUCACAGGGCGCCACCACGGGCCUCCAUCAGCCGUCGAACCACACCUUCUACCCCUGGAUGGCUAUCGCAGGUAAGAGAUACUCAGAAUCUCUUGCGGGCUCAUUGCUUCCAGACUGGAUAGGUGCCAACGGCUUGAGACGGCGGGGUCGGCAAACGUACACGAGGUACCAGACACUGGAGCUGGAGAAGGAGUUCCACACAAACCACUAUCUGACGCGGCGGCGGCGGAUCGAGAUGGCCCACGCCCUCUGCCUCACGGAGCGACAGAUCAAGAUCUGGUUCCAGAAUCGCCGGAUGAAGCUGAAGAAGGAGAUCCAGGCCAUCAAGGAGCUCAAUGAGCAGGAGAAGCAGGCGCAGGCCCAGAAGGCGGCGGCGGCCGCCGCGGCGGCAGCCCAAGUCAUAUCGGAUCAGUAAGGACGGCCCUACCAAUACAGUAAGUUGUGAAUAGGCAACCCACAUACACACAUAACACAUGAUUUGAGAGACAAAAGCAGUGAACAUUUCUAAGAUAGUGAAGCCUAGCGUAAAUUAUAUAAAUGUAAAAUAUACCAAUAUAAAUUAUUUAUUUAUCAAAGCAAGAAACGGACGUCUGAGGACAAUGUGAAAAUUAUACGGCGACAGGCGGAAGAAUCACAUGAGAUUGAAGCAUAAAGUUAAUGUUCUAAGUGUCAUAUUGAAUUGAUAGGAGUGACUUUCUUCUGGUCGAUUUGCUGGGACAUUUUCCAUCCCCAUUCCUCGGCCACACUCGAAGGCGCUCCUAUCUCUUUCUCUCCACGCCCCCCCCCCCCCUCCCAAACUAAACCGAGCAUGAAGUGGAAGAAGUAAAAAAAGCGUAGACUUAAGAAUCGUGUGGCAAUAUUAAAUUAAUUAGUAAGAAAAAGUAUAUGGAAUAUUCACAGAACAAAAUAUUUUCAUCAACUUCCCGUCUUCGGCUAUUUAUUGAUUUUUUUUUGUGCGCGCGAAAAAGGGCAGAAAACUGUACAAAAUAGGGUACCAAAAAAAACCACAUUUAUGUUGACUUUCAAAGUGUGUGAAUUUUAUUGGAUGAUUCUGUGCACAAUUCUACGACAAAUUUUUAUCACUCCAAAUUUAAGUUUGACGACUUUUCUUUUCUCUCUCGCAAUUUUGCAAAUCAAUGGUGAUAUAUAUUUUUAUUAAAUGAUAUUUGCCUGUUGAGUUUUAUUCCCAACUUCACAAAAGAAGAUCCAAUAAGAAUUCAUGUGAGUUUGUGAGAGCGAUGAAAUACUCUUUUGUAUUUAGGUGUAACUAACUGAGAAACUUUUGUAAAGAAUUUACUUCUUAUAGGUUUAUUUUGUUGAAUUUUUUGUUUAUAUUUUUGUAAUGUGUAAAUGGAAUUUUUAUCAUGUCUUCUUUUUCCUCGUGUUUCCUCUCAAAAAUAAGAAUAAUGCGAACCAGAAGUAAACGAAACUCACACACACACACACAUUUUAUCGUUUGGAUAAUAUCGCAAAGGAUUCCUUUUGUUGAAGCCGCCAAAAAGUGAACAAGAAAAAUUAUUGAAUGAAGAAAAAGUAUAUGGAAAAGAUUAAGAAGUAAAAAAUUUUUAGAAGUGGACAUCUAAAUAAAAUAUAUAAAUAAAAUAUAUAUUAUAAAUUUUAUUAUGUAUAAAAGGAAGUAUUAAAGCGCCCCAGUGAAUGUGAAUCCGCAUCUGUGUAAAGUGUAUAUUUUUGCUAUCAGAAUGUUUGCAAUAAUUAUUUAUUGUCAUAAAAAAAAUAGAAGAAUAAUUGUGAAAAAAUUAAAGACAUUCUCAAGAGAUGAGAUUCGCGAAAAUACACACUGAUGAUUCAGCUUUCAGAAUUCAAUCAACUACAGAAGAUUUUCCUGGACAUUUGAGCAUAGCAUUUUCUCGAUAGAGCUUUAACUUAUUUUAGCUUGCGCUUCUUCAUCCUGCAAGAGAUUAGUGAGAUGAAAUCGGACCAUUUGUUUAAAGUUGAACGCUGAAGAGAAAGAGCAUGAUAGAGAGUGUUAUGAGAAAUAAAGCAUACGUAAUUAAUGUGACAUGUAUAAAAUAUAACGAAAAUACGUAAUGAAAGUGAUUUAUUUGGUCUCUCUCUGCUGAAAAUAUAUUUCCAAAAUAUUGAAUAAAUUCGCCCACAAGGAAAUUCUGUGACGACGAGGAGAUGAAAUGGGCAGAAGUACUUAAAAAAAAGGUGGUUUACGUUGAAGGAGAUUAACACGAGUCCCACUAAAAAUAUCCUUUCGAUGGAAGAAACGCCCAGAUACACAUUUUAGCGUGUAGUGAGUGAGAGUGAAUGAAUCCCUCCUUAGAAAUUCAGCUCAAUUAGAUGAAGUUUUAGUGCCAUAGAAGAAGACAAGAAGAUGGAGUGAGGAGAUAAAGAAAAACUUCCAAAAUAGUUGUAAAGAAGCCACUUUAUUGCAGUCUUUUCACAUGAGAUUCAUUGCAUUUUAUAAAUCAGAGUCAUUUCCUUGCAAAAACUUCUUUCAUUUCUCAUGAGGCAUCAUCCAUCCCGCGUUCCUCAAAAACUAAAAGACACUGCAGCUAAUUAAAACCCAUAUUUAGAUGACUUAGCCAAAAUUUAGAUACUCUUCUUUUGCAUAAAGGAAAAAAAAGGUUAUUUUCAAAAAUUUUGAGGCAUUGUACAUUUUUUACGUGAGAAAUCUUUUGCGAACUUCACCUUGGCGACAAGGUGGAUUUUCAAAAAUUUCCCUGCAUACAGUAUGUAUACUAAAUUGAGAAGAAAUAGAAAACCUUUGGAGAAACUAGUAAAAAAAAAGGAAAACACUAUUUUUUAGGUCACUAGAAAUAUUUGUGGAGGAGAAGAGAAGGAGUAAACAAAGUGGAGAUGCUCCAGAAAGAAGGCAUUCACAGCAGAGAAUAAAAGAUUUGUAGUCGUUUUAUUAGGAAUCUUAAGAAGAACAGACAUAAUUUUACUAGAAAUGACACACAAAAGAAGUGAAAGAUAUUGAGGAAUUAUUUGAAAUACCUUCAGAAUGUAUACGUAAAGAACAAAAAAGUCUAUCUUUUAGAUAAAAAUGGAGAAGAAAAAAAAAUUAAGUGAGAGUGAAACGUUGGUGAAUAUUUUAUCUCACAAGUGGACAAAAUAUAUUUAAAUAAUGAAAUAAAUUGAUAAAGUGAGAUAAAAUAUUAGUUAAUAAUAAGUUAUUUAUAUUAUUAUUGAGAUGGAGUAAGCCAGAAAGCGGGCAUUGCAAUUCAUGGUCGAUGCCCGGGAAAUUACUUGGAUGAUGGAAUAAAAGUGAAGUAUUAUAAGGUGUAAAUUACAAGAAAUGUGGACAGAAGGCUCCCGAACGGAAGAGGAGGAACACUAAUGAGAUUUUUGUGAAACAUGCAGUAAAAUUUAAGAAGUUGAAAGAGAAAAUUUCUUUGUCAAUAAAAACUAAUAAAUGGA